AUGGCUUCUCCUAGUGUUUGGUUAAUCACGGGUGCCUCCCGAGGACUCGGUUUCGAGAUCGCCAAAGCGGCGUUGCAGGCCGGCCACACGGUUGUAGGGGGUCGGCGCAAUUCCGGCGAAGAUGACCCCCGAGCAGCCGAGUUACAGUCCCUGGGUGGGCACUGGAUCAAUCUCGAAAUGGCCGGCGAACAUGUUGAAGAGAGGAUUGCGGAAGUGGCAGCGAAAUACGGGAAAAUCGACGUGCUGGUCAACAAUGCUGGCUACGGUGUAGGAGGGGUUGCAGAGGAUAUCGGCAUACAAUUAUACCGAGACAUCAUAGAAGUCAACGUUAUUGGUGUCAUACGAGCAUGUCAAGCCGUCACCCCCAUCAUGCGCAGCCAGGGCCACGGGACCAUUGUCAACAUUGGAAGCCUCAGCGGCAUCAUUGCGGAGCCCGGAGUCAAUGCAUAUGCCUGUAGCAAGCACGCUCUGGAAGGUGUGUUUCUGUUCUCAGUUCUUGGUGCGAUUGAAUGCGCUUACAUUCUCUGUAUAGGCUUCACAGAAAGCUUCUCCAAGGAAGUAUCUGCUUUCAAUAUUCGCACACUGCUUGUAGAGCCCGGGAAUAUCGACACGGACGUGGCGGACGUCACCAAAACUGGCAUUGAGGUCCCCAGAAGUGAACCGUAUCGUGGAUCGCCAGCAGAUAUAAUCCUGAACACCUUAACGAACGCCGAACUCCUCAAGUCCAUCUCCGCCUGUCCCAUCAAAUCAGCCUUGCGUAUUGUUGAGGCCGUAGAUAAGACGGGGAUGUUUGCCGGGCGAGAUGUAAAGCUGAGGUUGCCAUUGGGCAGGGAAGUUCAGGACAUACUCGACUGGGGGAACGAGUUGGUAAAGAGUACUGACAGCUUGAAAGAUAUUGCCAAUAGCGUCUACAAUUGA
Messenger RNA from Clonostachys byssicola, 918 nucleotides. NCBI's taxonomy places the organism in Eukaryota, Fungi, Ascomycota, Sordariomycetes, Hypocreales, Bionectriaceae. The record is from the annotation of a GenBank genome assembly.